Trichosurus vulpecula (common brushtail) is the source of this 762-nucleotide messenger RNA. RefSeq names its product matrix metallopeptidase 26 (gene MMP26). Bases 1 to 762 code for a protein of 253 amino acids. Gene Ontology annotation, biological process: collagen catabolic process; proteolysis; extracellular matrix organization. Gene Ontology annotation, cellular component: extracellular matrix. The transcript is spliced from 5 exons. The record is from RefSeq and is a predicted model, not a curated record. Lineage: Eukaryota; Metazoa; Chordata; Mammalia; Diprotodontia; Phalangeridae. Gene Ontology annotation, molecular function: metalloendopeptidase activity; zinc ion binding.
AUGCUGUCUACACUUCUCAUUUUUGCCUUUUUCCUGCCCUGCUGUUUGUCCUUACCAAUUAUCCCCAAAGAUAUCCUUGAUGAUUUUGACUUCUUUAAGGAUUACUUCCAUCGUUUCUUCUUCACAGAAGAAGAAUCCUUGUACUCUACUAUGGAGGAUCAAUUGAGAUUCUUGCAGCAUUUCUUUAGGCUGGAAGAAACUGGCUGGUUGGAUGAGCCAACAAAGGCCAUCAUAAGGCAGCCUCGAUGUGGGGUCCGAGAUAUUGCUGACUACUCAUUUUUUCCUGGGAAGCCCAAAAUUAAAAAUAACCCCAUAACUUACAGUGUCAUCAACUAUCCCAGGGGCAUGAGUCCUAGGACAGUUGAAAGGAUCUUGCGGAAGGCAACAGAAGUCUGGAGCAGUGUGACACCCCUGAAGUUCCGAAGAGUGUAUGUAAAAGACUCUGACAUUGAGUUUGCUUUCCUAUAUGGAGAUCAUGGAGAUGGCUACCCCUUUGAUGGAAAAGGAGAAAUCCUAGCUCAUGCUUUUGCCCCACAUCCUGUCUACCAAGGAACUAUCCACUUUGACAAAGAUGAAGAUUGGUCACAUUCUGAAGAGGGAAUCAACCUCUUCCUGGUGGCUGUUCAUGAAAUAGGCCAUGCCCUGGGUCUACGACACUCUCAGGAUUCUGACUCCAUCAUGUACCCCAUCUAUCAAUAUCAAGACCCAAAACUCUUUAGACUCAGUGAUGAUGAUAUAAUAGGGAUCCAGACUCUUUAUUAA